This is a messenger RNA of Sparassis crispa, 774 nucleotides long. RefSeq names its product Phosphomannomutase. The transcript has 7 exons. Gene Ontology annotation, biological process: GDP-mannose biosynthetic process; protein N-linked glycosylation; mannose metabolic process. NCBI's taxonomy places the organism in Eukaryota, Fungi, Basidiomycota, Agaricomycetes, Polyporales, Sparassidaceae. Gene Ontology annotation, molecular function: phosphomannomutase activity. The coding region runs from base 1 to 774 and encodes 257 amino acids. The record is from RefSeq and is a predicted model, not a curated record. Gene Ontology annotation, cellular component: cytosol.
AUGCCCUCGACGUUUGCUGACCGCCCCCUCAACAAGCUCAUCCUCUUCGACGUGGAUGGCACCCUUACCCCAGCUCGCCAGACAGUGUCUCCAGAGAUGGUCCAGCUCCUCCGUGCUCUCCGCAAAAAGGCCGUCAUUGGCGUCGUCGGCGGCUCCGAUUUUGUCAAGGUGGCUGAGCAGCUUUCCGUGCCUGGCUCCUCUGUCGUGAACGAAUUCGACUACACAUUCGCCGAGAACGGCCUGACUGCUUAUAAGCUGGGCAAGCUCUUGCCGUCCGAGUCCUUCAUACAGUUUCUUGGCGAAGAGCGCUACAAACCACUCGCUAACUUCAUCCUGCACUACAUCGCGGACUUGGACAUCCCAAUCAAGAGGGGGACCUUCAUCGAGUUCCGCAACGGCAUGAUCAAUGUGAGCCCUAUUGGACGAAAUGCUACUGUCGCGGAACGGAAUGAAUUUGAAGCGUACGACAAGCAACACGGCAUCCGUGCAGAAUUCGUCAAGGUACUCCGGGAGAAGUUCCCGGACUACGGCCUCACGUUCUCAAUCGGCGGUCAAAUAUCGUUCGACGUCUUCCCGACCGGGUGGGACAAGACGUUCUGCCUGCGCCAUGUCCAGGAUGAAACCUUUGACGAGAUCCAUUUCUUCGGGGACAAGACGUACAAGGGCGGCAACGACUAUGAACUCUAUUCAGAUCCGCGUACGAUUGGUCAUUCUGUAUCCAGCCCGGAAGACACCAUGCGCUUGCUGAACGAGCUGUUUCUGAACGAGCCAUAG